GAACCUACCUUUCUUUUGAACAUCCAAGAAGACCCUUCAUUCCAGCGUCCAUCCUUAGCGAACCUCCUUUUCGACGGGCCGAGGCCCCCAAGCUUAGUUCCUCAUGCAGUCAUAGUGCAAAGCGAUGCAAUAAAGUGACAAUAGGGUCAUCAAGGAACUCGGCGGAAAUCGUUACAACCUCGAUGGGAACUAGACUAGAGUCGGUCUUCAAAGGACAAGAUAACGAUUGGGCCCGCAACUAUGCGGAAAGCUAAGACAUGGGGGGAUAUGUGUCUGCUCACACAUGCUGGAAUAUGUAGAGGGUGAUGUCGCCGUCAACUACUCACCGGGGGUCGGGGCAGGCCUCACGGGCUGAAUAAUACCGAGAGAACUCGCCCAUUGGCCUCGUCGCUCGAGGAGGGAACCGACGGCAAGUAGAUGGAAGUCGGCAGUUUCCUUUUCUGGAAACAGCACGCGAUCAGGACAUUCAGUAGAGCCAUGUAAAGCCCGCGCGAAGACCAGUCCUACUUAUAGCUUACCCUCCUUCUAGCUUGCCCCUCUUCUCCUCUCCUCUCCCCACUGUCCCGUAUGUUUUGAUUCAUUCAUAUCCUCUUCUCUGCUUCUGAUAUACUCCAUAGGCACCAUCGUAGUAUUUUCUCUCACCUGAUAACGCCCUCACCCACUCGGAUUCUCCUUUCGUAAUUCAUACUUCAUCCACGACUUCUCGUCCCCCUUUCCCCACUCACAGAGAUUUCAUCGAGAUGGACAGUUCGGAAUGGCUCCAGUUUGUGUCUUCUGAAGUGGGCUCGCCUGCUCCAGAAAAGUCUGUGCCUGAGAAGGCUCCCAUCCUGCAAAUGCCAACGCCUCCAAUCUCCCAGCAAGGUUCGCCUUCUGAAGAGAUUCCUGAGAGCAAUACGGUCGUUUCGGUAUCAACCACUUUCUUUCCCGGGGCCAGUCUAGGCCCUCUUCCCCCCGACCUCAUCAUUCUCUCUACCGAUGCAGUCUUCUUCUACGUACAUUGCCACCAAGUGUUGGGCGCGUCGGAGAACGGCUUUAAUUCCCUUCUGCCUCCAAAACAGCCGAAGAGCACAGAAGACGUGGGGCCAAUUGUCUCUAUGCCGGAAUCGUCCUCUGUGAUCAAUGUCGUCCUGCAUACCAUAUACAAUCUGCCCUGUGGUCAUUACUCACCCUCUGUCGAGACUCUCAUUUUCGCGGUGGAUGCACUUAAGAAGUAUGGGAUUCCUGUGGCCAAAUAUGUCGCGCCCUCUACCCCAUUGUAUCAACAAGUACUUUCUGUUGCUCCCGUUGCUCCGAUUGAGAUGUACACAUUGGCAGCUCAUCAUGACCUCUACGACCUCGCCGUUCCCAUCUCUUCGCAUCUCCUCGCCUUCCCACUACCAAAUCUCACUGAUGAGCAAGCUGUCAGAAUGGGUCCUAUUUACCUAAAACGUCUUUUCUUCUUGCAUCUCGGUCGCAUAGACGCAUUAAAACGGCUUCUGCUGCCCCCGCCUCAUCCUCAUGCCCCAACCCCAACGUGUGACUUUGCGGAACAGAAGAAACUGACGCGUGCUUGGGCUCUGGCUUCUGCUUACCUGGCUUGGGAUGCUCGACCAGAUCUUUCGGCGAGUUCUAUGGAGUCUGCAUUGUCCCCUUUGGGGGAUCAUCUCAGUUGCUCGUUGUGCCAAGCAACCCUUCGAGAUCGCAUCAAACAGCUCAUAAUACAGUGGUCGGUGGUCAAGGUAUGUAUAUUAUGAUCCUCCUGGCUAAUUUUGACCACCAUCUGAGGACCGCAUACAUGCCGGUCAUUGAAAUUCACCAUAUGAAUGACUAGACGCCAUGAACAGUUAUCGUUAUUUUUCGCAGCAUACAGUCACCUUCAACGUCAAUAACUUAUCAUUCAAUCACGCUCUUCGGUAUGCGUAUUCUCCGGCAUAUGUAUACACGGACUCAUGCCAAAGUCAUUCGCAUACUCGAUUCUCUUCGUUUCCAGCAUUGUUGUACCAGUAUCACUAUCAAAAACGCCCCGCCGCUUGUACUACCACCUUGAUCCAGCCCCAUUCACGAAUAGCCGCCACAUAUCGUAUCGUGCUCAUUUCCUUUUUCUUGCCAGAGCAUCCCCGAAAUCACCGGUGUCCCAUUCUUCAGUGUAUGCAUAAUUGUUCUCUUUCCCAACCAGGUUUACUCAUUUUUGCAAUUUUUGAUGUUUCCCUGCACGUUGUCUUUUCUCGCUGUAUACUGUAUGUUUUGUCUCGCCCCUGUCCAUGGUUGUCGUGUUCGCGUUUCGAUUCACUUUGCAUAGGCUUCUUUUUUAGCAUGGCUCUUUCUCGUAUCAUGCAGUUUUCCGGUUAUGGGUCGUUUUCUACCUAUAAUGUUGCGAUCGACGCAGUGGAGUGCACGCACGUCGUGCUCAAAUCUUCGUCGGAGUUGCCUGUAUCAUUCGAAGUAAUAUGACUUCUCAAAUGUAAUAUUUGGAACCACAUUUGCAUGAG
Messenger RNA from Somion occarium, 2468 nucleotides. NCBI's taxonomy places the organism in Eukaryota, Fungi, Basidiomycota, Agaricomycetes, Polyporales, Cerrenaceae. The record is from the annotation of a GenBank genome assembly.